Molecule: messenger RNA, 240 nt
Organism: Dentiscutata erythropus
Lineage: Eukaryota; Fungi; Glomeromycota; Glomeromycetes; Diversisporales; Gigasporaceae
Source: the annotation of a GenBank genome assembly
AUGACAGCUGAAGUUAAAAAAAUCCUCACAUUUUCUAAAGACACACCUGAUGACGUUGUUAACAAAGCAAAAGAAAAGAUUAAAGCUUCAGGCGGUGUAGUCACUAAUGAAACUAAACUUGGGGGAAGAAUGAUUAUGUAUACAAUUUCCAAAGACACCAUCACCACUUUUUCCACCGAUUCCGAAUUUAACAAACAUUUUGUCGCAGACGAAUUUGACGGCGUGGUCACUACACAAUAA